AAUCCGGAGUGAGCCGAGAGCGGGCAGAGCGAGCAGGAUGACAUUUCCCCUCGAGCUCCCCGCUGCCCAGAAGCAGGACCCUCGCUGAGUCCCACCUCCCGAAGGAGCGGAGACCGCCGGGACAGCCGCCCGCAGCGCCAAGUAACAUGUCUUUGCUCUGCGUUGGAGUUAAAAAAGCUAAGUUUGACGGAGCGCAAGAGAAAUUCAACACAUACGUGACCCUGAAGGUGCAAAAUGUCAAGAGCACAACUAUCGCAGUGCGGGGGAACCUGCCAUGCUGGGAGCAGGAUUUCAUGUUUGAAAUUAAUCGCUUGGACCUGGGCCUGACGGUGGAAGUUUGGAACAAGGGACUCAUCUGGGACACUAUGGUGGGCACGGUGUGGAUUCCACUCAGGACCAUCCGCCAGUCGAAUGAGGAAGGUCCUGGGGAGUGGCUCACCCUCGAUUCCCAGGUCAUCAUGACUGACAAUGAGAUCUGUGGCACCAAAGAUCCGACCUUCCACCGCAUUCUCCUGGACACCCGUUUUGAGCUGCCCCUGGACAUCCCUGAGGAGGAGGCUCGAUACUGGGCCAAAAAGCUGGAGCAGCUCAAUGCCAUGCGGGACCAAGAUGAAUACUCAUUCCAAGAGGAGCAGGACAAGCCACUACCCGUUCCUGGCUCUCAGUGCUGCAACUGGAAUUAUUUUGGCUGGGGAGAGCAGCAGAAUGAGGAUCCCGACAGCGCCGUGGAUGAUCGAGACAGUGAUUAUCGCAGCGAGACUAGCAACAGUAUCCCACCCCCCUACUACACCACUUCCCAGCCCAAUGCCUCUGUCCACCAGUAUCCCAUGAGGCACCAGCAGAGCUCCCGGGAUUCCUACACCGAUUCCAUGCAGAGUUAUGAGAUGGACUUCUCCGACCAGCGGCCCAUCAGAUGCUACAGUAGCGUAGACUCUGCCCCAAAUGGGCGCAGCGACGCCGAGUCCGCGUCGGGCUCGAGCCGGCAUACCGGCCGCCAGUACUCCUUAGACCUAUCGGAUAGCCCAACUGGCAGCAGCCGCUAUGCCUCUUCUGGGGAGCUGAGUCAGGGCAGCUCCCAGCUGAGCGACGACUUUGACCAGGACAAUGAGAGUCUGCAGGGCUCAGAGAUUGAAGAAGAGCGUGAUGGAGACUCCUACCACUCCUGCCACAGCUCUGUCAGCUACCGCAAGGACUCACCCCGCUGGGAUCGGGAGGAAGAUGACGAAGAGGAGGACCUUACCCGUGAGGGCUACAGUGAGAAUGAGGAAGAUUACCCCAAGGAGGAGGAGGAAGAGGAGGAUGAGGAGGAAACCCCUGGGAAAGAGCCCUACCCUCCUCCAACCCCUGCUCCGGCUGAGCUAGGAGAGAAGCCUCCAGCCAUCCCCACUGGAGCUCCUGAGGGACCCAAGGUGUUGCCAGAGCCAGUGGUGACAGAGGAGACCCCAAAAUCUGAGCGGACCCCUGAACCAGCGGCCCCUAAGCCAGAGGAGAGUUACAGGGCUGGGGAGGAUGAGGAGGGCCAGGAUUCCAUGUCACGAGCCAAAGCCAACUGGUUGAGGGUGUUCAACAAAGUGCGGCUGCAGCUCCAGGAGGCCCGAGGAGAAGGUGAAAUGACCAAAUCCCUCUGGUUUAAAGGCGGGCCAGGAGGCGGUCUCAUCAUCAUAGACAGCAUGCCCGACAUUCGCAAGAGAAAACCCAUCCCCCUAGUUAGCGAUCUGGCCAUGUCUCUGGUUCAGUCCCGGAAAGCUGGCAUCACGUCGGCCCUCACCUCCAGCACCUUAAACAACGAAGAGCUAAAAAACCAUGUUUACAAGAAGACGCUUCAAGCCUUAAUCUACCCUAUCUCCUGCACCACGCCUCACAACUUCGAGGUGUGGACGGCCACCACGCCCACCUACUGCUACGAGUGCGAGGGGCUGCUGUGGGGCAUCGCCCGUCAGGGCAUGCGCUGCACCGAGUGUGGGGUCAAGUGCCACGAGAAGUGCCAGGACCUGCUCAACGCCGACUGUCUGCAGAGAGCGGCAGAGAAGAGUUCCAAACAUGGGGCGGAGGACCGGACCCAGAAUAUCAUCAUGGUGCUGAAGGACCGAAUGAAGAUCCGAGAACGCAACAAGCCUGAGAUCUUUGAGCUGAUUCAGGAGAUCUUUGCUGUCUCCAAGACGACCCACACGCAACAGAUGAAGGCCGUAAAGCAAAGCGUCCUGGAUGGCACUUCCAAAUGGUCAGCCAAGAUCAGCAUCACGGUGGUCUGUGCCCAAGGUUUGCAGGCAAAGGAUAAAACAGGCUCCAGCGAUCCCUAUGUCACUGUCCAGGUUGGCAAGACGAAGAAACGGACUAAAACCAUCUAUGGGAACCUCAACCCAGUGUGGGAGGAGAACUUCCACUUCGAGUGCCACAACUCAUCAGAUCGCAUCAAGGUGCGCGUGUGGGACGAGGAUGAUGACAUCAAGUCCCGGGUGAAGCAACGUUUCAAGCGUGAGUCGGAUGACUUCCUGGGCCAAACCAUCAUCGAGGUGCGCACCCUGAGCGGCGAGAUGGACGUCUGGUACAAUCUGGAUAAGCGGACUGACAAGUCAGCCGUGUCUGGGGCCAUCCGGUUGCAUAUCAGUGUGGAGAUCAAGGGUGAGGAGAAGGUGGCACCAUAUCACGUCCAGUACACGUGUCUACAUGAGAACCUGUUCCACUUUGUGACGGAUAUGCAAAACAAUGGAGUGGUGAAAAUCCCAGAUGCCAAGGGUGAUGAUGCCUGGAAGGUCUACUACGAUGAAACAGCGCAGGAGAUCGUGGACGAGUUCGCUAUGCGCUAUGGCGUCGAGUCCAUCUACCAGGCCAUGACCCACUUCGCCUGCCUCUCCUCCAAAUACAUGUGUCCCGGGGUGCCGGCUGUCAUGAGCACCCUGCUGGCUAAUAUCAACGCCUAUUAUGCCCAUACCACAGCCUCCACCAAUGUCUCUGCCUCCGACCGUUUUGCUGCCUCCAACUUUGGGAAAGAGCGGUUUGUGAAACUUCUGGAUCAGCUGCACAAUUCCCUGCGGAUUGACCUAUCCAUGUACCGAAAUAACUUCCCUGCCAGCAGUCCUGAGCGGCUCCAGGACCUGAAGUCAACAGUGGAUCUUCUCACCAGCAUCACUUUCUUCCGGAUGAAGGUGCAGGAGCUGCAGAGCCCACCCCGUGCCAGCCAGGUGGUGAAGGACUGCGUCAAGGCCUGUCUCAACUCGACCUACGAGUACAUCUUCAAUAACUGCCAUGAGCUGUACAGCCGCGAGUACCAGACCGACCCCGCCAAGAAGGGAGAAGUCCCCCCUGAGGAACAGGGGCCCAGCAUCAAGAACCUCGAUUUUUGGUCCAAACUCAUCACUCUCAUCGUCUCCAUUAUUGAAGAAGACAAGAAUUCUUACACCCCCUGCCUCAACCAAUUUCCCCAGGAGCUGAAUGUGGGCAAGAUCAGUGCUGAGGUGAUGUGGAACCUGUUUGCUCAAGAUAUGAAAUAUGCGAUGGAAGAGCACGACAAGCACCGACUGUGUAAGAGUGCCGACUAUAUGAACCUGCACUUCAAGGUCAAGUGGUUGUACAACGAGUAUGUGGCAGACCUACCUGCUUUCAAGGACCGUGUGCCCGAAUACCCUGCGUGGUUUGAGCCAUUUGUGAUCCAGUGGCUGGAUGAGAAUGAGGAGGUCUCCCGGGAUUUCCUCCACGGAGCGCUGGAACGGGACAAGAAGGACGGGUUCCAGCAGACCUCGGAGCACGCCCUCUUCUCCUGCUCCGUGGUGGACGUCUUCUCCCAGCUCAACCAGAGCUUCGAGAUCAUCAAGAAGCUGGAGUGCCCUGACCCCCAGAUUGUCGGCCACUACAUGCGCAGAUUUGCCAAGACCAUCAGCAACGUGCUGCUUCAGUAUGCUGACAUCAUCUCCAAAGAUUUUGCCUCCUACUGUUCGAAAGAAAAGGAGAAAGUGCCCUGCAUCCUCAUGAAUAACACUCAGCAGCUCCGGGUGCAGUUGGAAAAGAUGUUUGAGGCCAUGGGGGGAAAGGAGCUGGAUGCUGAGGCCAGCGACAUCCUGAAGGAGCUGCAGGUGAAACUAAACAACGUCCUGGAUGAGCUCAGCAGAGUCUUUGCCACCAGCUUCCAGCCACACAUCGAGGAGUGCGUGAAGCAGAUGGGAGAUAUCCUGAGCCAGGUAAAGGGCACAGGUAAUGUGCCAGCCAGUGCCUGCAGCAGCGUCGCCCAGGAUGCAGACAAUGUCUUACAGCCCAUCAUGGACCUGUUGGACAGCAACCUGACCCUGUUUGCCAAAAUCUGCGAGAAGACAGUCCUGAAGCGGGUGCUGAAGGAGCUCUGGAAGCUGGUGAUGAACACUAUGGAGAAGACCAUUGUCCUCCCACCACUUACUGACCAGACGAUGAUUGGAACGCUCUUGAGAAAACAUGGCAAGGGAUUAGAGAAGGGCAGGGUGAAGCUUCCCAGCCACUCAGACGGCACACAGAUGAUCUUCAAUGCAGCCAAGGAACUGGGGCAGCUCUCCAAGCUUAAGGACCACAUGGUGAGGGAAGAAGCCAAGAGCCUGACCCCCAAGCAGUGUGCCGUGGUAGAGCUGGCUCUGGACACAAUCAAGCAAUAUUUCCAUGCAGGAGGGGUUGGGCUGAAGAAAACCUUCCUAGAGAAGAGUCCAGACCUGCAGUCCCUGCGCUACGCUCUGUCCCUCUACACUCAGGCCACUGACCUGCUCAUCAAAACCUUCGUUCAGACUCAGUCCUCUCAGGGAUCAGGUGUGGACGACCCCGUCGGAGAGGUGUCUGUGCAUGUGGAGCUCUUCACUCAUCCAGGCACAGGAGAGCACAAGGUCUCCGGGAAAGUGGUGGCUGCGAACGACCUGAAAUGGCAGACAUCUGGCAUCUUCCGUCCCUUCAUCGAGGUCAACAUCAUUGGGCCCCAGCUCAGCGACAAGAAGAGGAAAUUUGCUACCAAGUCCAAAAACAACAGCUGGGCCCCCAAGUACAACGAGAACUUCCAAUUCACCCUGAGCAGCGAGACAGGUCCCGAAUGCUACGAGCUGCAGGUGUGCGUCAAGGACUACUGCUUCGCCCGGGAAGACCGCACUGUGGGCAUCGCCGUGCUGCAGCUGAAGGACAUGAUGCAGCGGGGGAGCUGCGCCUGCUGGCUGCCCCUGGGUCGCCGCGUGCACAUGGAUGACACGGGUCUCACGGUGCUGCGCAUCCUGUCCCAGCGCAACAACGACGAAGUGGCCAAGGAAUUCGUCAAGCUCAAGUCCGACACCCGCUCAGCGGAAGAGGGCGGCGCCCCACCUGCCACCUAAGGAGCUCUGGAAGGGGAGGGGGGGACACGGGGGCCACCCUCCCUCUGACACCGCCCCACCCACUCUCUCGUACCCACCCAAAAGCCAUACAGGUUGUCCCUAAUGAGAGCUCACCACCCGCACCCCGGCUACCUCCCAGGAAGGAGCCCUGGGGCCUGCCUGGCUCCGGGCCCCUUCCCCCUCCGUGGCCGGUCCCAGGAGGAGAUGGGCCAUAUGGGAGGAAGAGCCAGCCCCGAGGCCCUGGGGGAGAAAAGUGAGCAGCACCGGGUGUGAGUCCCAGGGAAGAGAAGGGGUAGGAGAGGCGAGGGCUCAGAGGCUGGGCCUUUGCUAUGCAGGGGCCCUCGACCUCUACCUUCCCCAUCGGUCAGCUCCUCCCCUCCUCCUUCCCACCCCCACCCCUCCGAGAGGGCUCCUUGGGCAGGCCACUCGAGGACCCCCAAAGUAUCGCGAUGAAAAGCACACACUUCCAGAGUCUGUUCCGCACAAGGAGCAAGGAGCAAGGAGCUCCUCUCUGGAGCAUAAGAGCAGGGAACUGGGAGCCAGCACCACCAUCCUGACUGAGGGCCAGCGCACCUGCUGCCUGCCUGUCUGCCUGCCUGCCUGCCUGCCUGUCUGUCUGUCUGUCUGUCUGCCUGCCUGUCAAAGCCCAGGGCCCUCCCUGGUCCUUCUGCCGCCUCCCACAAUGUCCCGUGCUGGGGGCAGGACUGCUCUGGUCCCGGAGAUCGAGCCCAGGGAAACGGGCGGAGAUUUACCAAAUGAUGGACUCUCCCGCCCCCAACCCGGUCCCCUUCUCUCCUGGCCCCUGGGUGAAAGCACGGAGGAUGGGGCCCCCGCCCCAGGCUGGCUGACAGGGGCGUGGUGGCAGCCCAGCAGACUGACCCUGGCUUAGGUGGCACCCCUCAAGCCCUCCCUGGGGUCUCUGCAGCCGGGGGACGAGGGCAGGGCCUAUUAGCUCUAGAUGCCGAUCGGCCCCUCACCCCAACCCAGGACUCAGCGAGGGCAAAGGGCUGGACCUCAGACCUCAGAGCUCUGUUGUUGUUGCUGCUGCUGCUCUCCUUCCUCCUAACCCCCUGCAAUCAAGUUCCCAGGCGGGCCCUUAGCCUCUCCGCCCUCCUGUCCCCAGGCCCAGCGGCUGGAGAGCCAGUGCAGAACAGGGAGUGGUUCGCUGGCAAGAAGGGCUUUUUCAUUGACGUGCCAGGGGCCGGGGCCGGGCCUAAGGGCCCUCCUCAACUCCCUUCCUCGCCCGUUCAUUCCCCUCGCCUUCUGGGCACCGCCCUUCCCACCCUACUUCAGCCCCUUCCCUGGAACUCGGACUCUGAAACUGAUGGUGGCUGACAUUUCCUCACUGCCACCCACUACGGUGCAGAGAGUGCACCUCCCCCACCUGACUCCCACUGGCCUCCUGCUCCCGGACCAAGGCCGGUUAAGCCAUGGAAGAUUUUUUUUUUAAUCCCGCCCACUGAGCAGCAUGACCCUAACUGGCAUAUUUUCAUUUCCGUGACCUUGCGCCAAGGGAGGAAGCUUCCUCCCCUCCUGCCCUUGGCCCCAGCUCCGCCUUUUCCCCCUUCUGCCAGGGACUGCAUUCUGGAGGCCUGUGAAAAUACACAGGGAAGCGGAACUGCACUAAUAAGCCUCUGCUGUCCUCCCUGUCCCAAGUGUUUGUGACCAAUCAGUGCAUGAAGCUGUCUGACCUCUUCUCCACUACUAGAGAGAUUGAGGGGGUGUGCGUGCGUGUGUGCGUGCGUGCACGCAUGUGUGUGUGUGUAUUUGUUUUGUGUCUGUGUUGGAGGGGAGCACAGAGGGGCUGGGGGAGGAGGGAAGGGACGCGGUGGCAGACUUUCAGACCCCGAGAAGGUAAUAAUGCUGAUGGCAUUUAUUAAGCGCUUUACUAUGUGCAAAGCACUGUUCUAAAGGUAGCCUGGGAGAAUGGGGCAGAUGGAGAGACUGAAGGCGAGAGAGGAAGGAACCCCAAGGUGCUCACUGGGGAUUCCAGCCCAACUCCAGGCCAUUCUGGGAGUUGGAAAACAAGUUAAGUUCAGACCACCGUGAGACAUGGUUAUAAUCCAUAAUGGGGAAAGGGGCCAGGGAUGUCAGAAUGAGGGGACACCACCAUGGGAUUGCCGAUAGACUCUGCUUUCCCUUCCAUGACUGGGGGGUUGGGGGGAGGGGGCAGAGAGAAAGACGUGAGAUGGGAAGAGCAGAAAAUGAGCACUGAAGGAAAAAACCUGUCUGAUUGAGUUAAGGUACCUGAAGGGGGGGUAGGAAAAAGCCUCUAAGUCCUGUCCCAUCCCCCUCACCAAUACUUACAGGGUGGGCUUCCGCCUCUGCCAGACAGCUCGGGGUGGGAGGAAGGUAGAAGGAAAGAGGAGAAACAUGAAGUUAGACUCCCUUUCCCCCAUCUCCUCCUGGCCACUUUUCCUUCAACUCAGCCAGGUUCAGUCUUUCCCGCCUCUCCUGACCAGAUCCAUCUCUCCUGGCCACUGGCCCCCAAACAAACUCAGAGCCCCACUCCUGGAGUGGCGGGGGGGGGGGGGGGAAGAGGGGCUAGAGAAACUGCUCUGUGACAGGAACAUGGGGAAGAAGAAAGUCAGCUUAGCCAGGGAGAGCCGAGGAGGCGGGUGGAGGCCAGGGGCCCAAAAUCAUGGAGAUGGGAGGAGGAAAGGGCAAGAUGAAGGCAAUACCAAAGGAAAGAGAGAUCAGAGGUCUGUACAAAGGGGCAGUCCAGAUCUUAUUCCCAAGUCUGAAAAGCAGGGCAGGGAGGAUGGCUGGGAUCAAUUACAAGAGGAGAGGGAAGAGGCUCUAGAGCAACUGACUGCUUCAGAGAGGAAAGGCCAUGUUGAAGCACAGGAAUCUGGAGAAGAGAGGCCAUUUCUGCUGGGGUUCUGGGUUGGCGGGGAGGGGAGCACACCAGUGGGCACACAUCACUCUUUCUACAGAAACUCCCGCGGGGGCAGAGGGUUGGUAUUUUCACUCAUCUGUCCCCAGAAGGUACAUGAGCCCUUAUCUGCCUGUUAUCGAUUAAGGGGGUGGAGGAGGGGGAAACAGUUUGAAAACAGACUAGCUCGGGGAGAGACCCCCCUCCCCGGGGGCAGGACUGUGGAAAGACAGAAGAGAAGGGAGGGAAGGGAAAAGGGAAAGAAGGAAGGAAGGAAGGACAGGGGAAGGAGCAGGAGUUAAGCUUCAGCUGGUCAACAGCUGGAGAGGGUGGGGCCCAUGAGAGGGGAGCGGCAGGGGGAGGGAGGAGAAGAGCAGCCACUGCCUGAAAUGGAUGGGUGGGUCAGACCCGAGGCUCCCCUCCUACCGUCUGCCCCUGCCCCCAGCCCAACAGGUGCAGAUCUAAGCCCGAUUCCACCCUGCCCCUCAACGGCCAUUCCUUUUUUGAUAAACUUGCCUAGGACCAAAGUGGUAGACACUUAACACCCGGGGUUGUAGUUCAUCUUUUAAAAGAGAAGUUUACUACGUCAGAUCUCCCGUGUCCCCAUGCCCUGGCUUCCCCUCCUUCCACAGGCUAGAAGCAGGGCCUGGUUGGCACCACCUGGAAUCUCUUUCCUGCCCAUCUGUUUCCUCUUUCACCGCCGCAAAUGGCCCAGGCUGGUUCCCCAGUUUGAGCAAAGAAGAUGACGAUUCGUUUCAGGGUAAAAACCCCACCCAUUGUCCACAACUGGCUCCCUCCACCCCAUUCCCUCCCCUUCACCAUCUCCCUUCUACACAACUUCUCCGGCAUGUGAUUGCUAAAAUAAACAGCAUUAAAGCUAGUCUAGCACCUCCAUCAAUGCCGUGUUUCUCUGUAAAUAUCCAAACGAACAGAUGUGUUACGAUGACCAUGAAUGCAUGAUAUGGAGAUGUUUUGCACUAUUUUGACUUUUUGGUCUCUGUAAAAAUAUUUUAUUAACAGACAUUAAAAAAGCACAUCCUCUCUGA
Tachyglossus aculeatus (Australian echidna) is the source of this 9233-nucleotide messenger RNA. It is a transcript of the gene UNC13A, whose product is annotated as unc-13 homolog A. The record is from RefSeq and is a predicted model, not a curated record. The coding region runs from base 147 to 5312 and encodes 1721 amino acids. Gene Ontology annotation, cellular component: presynaptic active zone cytoplasmic component; presynaptic membrane; neuromuscular junction. Gene Ontology annotation, biological process: synaptic vesicle priming; neuromuscular junction development; presynaptic dense core vesicle exocytosis. NCBI's taxonomy places the organism in Eukaryota, Metazoa, Chordata, Mammalia, Monotremata, Tachyglossidae. Gene Ontology annotation, molecular function: phospholipid binding; calmodulin binding; syntaxin-1 binding. The transcript is spliced from 45 exons.